AUGACACCCGUCACAGUAAGAGCGAAAAGACUCUUCCAAUCCCUAUGGAAGAGAAAGAUCGACUGGGACGACAUCCUCCCAGAAGACAUCAGACUCAGCUACGAAGAUUUCGUCUCCACGCUGAAGAGAUGCGCAGAAUUCAGGAUAAACAGACCGCUCAGCUCGCUGUUCUCGACAACGAGUUUCGAAUUGCACACGUUCUGCGACGCGUCACUGGAAGCGUACGGGGCAGUGAUCUACUUGAGAACGAUCGGAAACAACUCAACGGAAUCAAGACUCAUAAUAUCGAAGGCACGAGUCGUCCCCACGAAAGCAAGAUGGUCGAUUCAUCGCUAUGAACUCAUGGGAGCCCUGAUGGCCGCGCGCAUGACGGCCAACAUCAGGAACUUCCUGAAACUCAAAAUCGAUCAAGAGUACUACUGGAUUGACAAUAUGGCUUGUGUCUCCUGGAUUCGCAGCACACCUGAAAAAUGGCAACCAUUCGUCGCGAAUCGUGUCCGGGAAAUCGGCAAACUAACGUCCCCCAACUCAUGGAGAUAUGUCAAAUCAGAGAAAAACCCCGCAGAUAUAUUAUCUAGAGAAACGAACGAGGAAAGGAAAUCGCAGACGGCGAUAUGCCUCCACACCGUUCACAACAAGGAAGACGAUCCGAUCGACAAACUCCUCAACCCAACGCGUUUCUCUUCGUGGUCGAAAUUCGUGAGAGCGCAAGCAUUCUGCAACCAGUUGAAAACGCUCGCCCGAAAAAUUAAAUCCAAACAGUUACACCACAGGAAUUCGACUCGCAUUACCACCCUCAAUCGAGUCGACGGACUACAUAUAAAACCAUCGGAAUACGAAGAGGCAGAACGCGAUCUGAUGAAGAGGAUCCAAAAGAGACACUUCCCGACAGAGGUCUCGACAAGCGGCAAAGAGAUUCCGAAGACGAGUACCAUCGCGCAGUUCCAACCCUUCAUGGAUGUUGACGGCAUCUUAAGAACGUGUCCGGGCUGCAAACGCUACAACGCCAAACCAGCCGCUGAGCCGACUCCACCACUGCCAGCCUUCAGAGUCGCAACCACACCGCCGUUUCUCUUCACAGGCGUGGAUUUCGCUGGUCCUUUCGCAUACAAAAAGGAAAACGGAAAGAGGGCGAAAGCGUACAUCCUGCUAUUCACCUGCGCCGUCUCGAGAGCCAUCGCACUCUUUCUCACUAAAGACCUGUCGACAUAUGAGGUGUUGAACGCGUUACAAAAAUUCAUCAACCGUUACCCAUCAGCGAAAAACUUCGUCUCGGACAACGGAGCGUCCUUUCCUUGCGCCGAUUUGGAAAUUAAGUUGAUAUACAACCACAUUUCGAGAGGAGACAUCUCAUCAUGGCUCACAGACUCGAAAUUGACAUGGAAUUUCAUCUCACCCGCAGCACCAUGGGUCGGCGGUUUCUGGGAACGAAUGGUAGGCUGCGCCAAACGCUGCCUGAAACGGACCCUCAGGACAACCAUCCCAUACUUCGGAGACUUCGAGGUUAUCCUCUCAGGCGUAGAAGCUAUAAUCAACCAGAGACCGUCAACGACGGUCUCACCCGACCCGAACGAAGUUCGAGCACUGUCGCCAGCGAACCUUUAUACGACUACGACGGCCACUCACGACUGCCAGAAUCGAAAGAAAUCCCGAAGCUACGGAAAGACAUCGGAGCUAUCGUUUUCUCGAAACGGUGGAAUUUCCAGUCAGAAGACGUUAUCGGCAUUCUGGAAACGGUUUCAAGCAGAGUACCUCGCAAAUCUACGAACAGCGCACUCAAGGCGACCGGUGAAGCAACGCUCUCUCCAGCUCGGAGAGAUCUGCAUUCUGAAAGAAGAGAAUACCCCGAGAAGUCACUGGCCGCUAGUCCGCGUCGUAGAGCUAUACAAGAGCUCCGCGGAUCACCGUAACCGGACCUGCACUAUAAAAUUCAGUAACGGGAGAACUCGAUUGAGACCGGCAAAACUUCUAUACCCGUUGGAACAUGGAGCGCCGGACCCCCUGCAAUGA
Galendromus occidentalis (western predatory mite) is the source of this 2010-nucleotide messenger RNA. RefSeq lists its product as uncharacterized. NCBI's taxonomy places the organism in Eukaryota, Metazoa, Arthropoda, Arachnida, Mesostigmata, Phytoseiidae. Gene Ontology annotation, biological process: DNA integration. The transcript has 3 exons. The record is from RefSeq and is a predicted model, not a curated record. Gene Ontology annotation, molecular function: nucleic acid binding. The coding region runs from base 1 to 2010 and encodes 669 amino acids.